GAGGAGGUAGUGUUGGGUGUCACUUUUUCAAGUCAGUGCGACGCACGCAAAACCACCAGCGGUUCACCAGAGAAGAAUUACCGGAGAAGUCUACAUGAUUUUCGAGAAAUCAGAAUCGGAAAUCCUCGUGCCUGAAGGAACCACUGAGAAGGAGAAGAACCACAAGCUGAGCAACAGCCAAAGCCGAAUGUGUAGAAUAAGGAAGAAGAAUAUUCGUCUGUUGACUGUUUGUUGACACUCGUGAGGAGUUGUUGGGAUCUCUUGCGUCCAGACAUGGGGAGACGGAGAUUUCUUUCCUGAUUCUGCGCUCUCUCGCGUAAGCGAUUCCUACGUAAAUGGACACGAUGUUGCUGGCUUCCGCCGUGGUGGUCUGGGAAUGGCUGAACGAGCACGGGCGCUGGCGGCCCUACAGCCCGGCCGUGUCUCACCACAUCGAGGAGGUGAUAAGAAGCGAUCCCCGCGGCGGCAGCGUCGUCCUAGGCCAAGCUGACAGCCGCCUGUCGCCCUACAUCAUUGAUCUCCAGUCCAUGCAUCAGUUCAGACAGGACACCGGUACGUUAAGACCAGUGCGAAGGAGUUUCUAUGACCCCACCUCAGCACCAGGCCAAGGCUGGAUAUGGGAGUGGGAAAAUGACACUGGAACCUGGAUAACCUAUGACAUGGAGGUGAGCAUUGCAUUGCAAGCAGCAUGGGACCGACACCAACCCUGGCUAGACAUGACAUCGAUGGGCUUUUGCUACUUUGUGGACUUCAAAACUAUGAUCCAGUUUAACAGGCAAACACAGCGGCAGAGGCGCAUCCAGAGACGCUCAGACAUGGUUUAUCCACUAGUUUCUGGGCCUCUGCCAAAAAAUUCACAGGCUUGGGGUUCUGCCUUGGGGGCUGGAGGCAUGGCUAAAGGAGUUAUAUCAGGUGCGGGGUCAACAGGGGCUCUUCUUGGGGUAGGCCUUUCUGGUUCUACCCUAAGCCGUAAAGGAAGUGCAGUUUAUCCAAGCGGGACACUUUCGGUAUCGUCGCUUGCUCCUCUUGGACAGCCAUGUGCCUGCCAGCAGUGCAUGCUGGUGUUGAGUGUAAAAUCCAAUGGCACCUCAUCACAGACUCUAGGACGUGCAACAAAGCCAAACAGUCCUAAAUCCAACUUUGGGACAAUUUCGUCCUCUUCAGCGUCCAUGUCCGUUUUGAACUCUUAUUCUCAAACGCUUCCACAUGGCACGUCACUGAAGUCUUCGCCCUCAGAAGAAGCUAAGAAUUUUGAUCAAUCGUUAUCCCUUCUCACAUCGGGCACUGCCAGUCUUUCAGUUUCGUCUAGCCGGCCAAGGCUUCCAUCUUUACCUCCACCUCCAAAUCUGCCGUCACUGAAUCAACACCCCCCAUCAGCCCCAAGCUCAUCGUCCUCAGCAACAUUUGUGCCAACUGCCGUUCUGGUGAACACCUCAACCAGUCCCACAUCAUCCACAGUUUUGACGUCCUCCUCAACAACCCUGCCCUCUCAACGCUCCACUGCCUGUGCUGCUCCUCUACCACCUCGUGCCAGUCUGGCAGGGCUUAGUCGGCCUGCUUUGCAGAGAAUUGCCAUGGCGCAGUCACGGGCUCUUAUUGCUUCUGGUGUGCCAACAGUACCAGUGAAGAAUCUUAAUGGCUCCAGCCCUGUCCAACCGGCUUUAGCUGGUAUUACUGGUAUUCUGAUGAGUGCUGCGGGACUACCUGUAUGUUUGACCCGUCCCCCAAAACUAGUCCUACAUCCCCCACCUGUCAGCAAGAGUGACAUAAGGCCAAUUCCUGGCAUCGGGCACUGUUGCCGCAAGACCACCAAAAAACAAGCUCGCAAAGGUAAAACCCCUGAGGAAGUGGUAAAGAGGUACUUGCAGAAGGUCAGGAGUCCACCAGAAGAAGACUGUACUAUCUGUAUGGAGACUCUAGGGGGCCCAUCGGGUUAUAAGGGUCCGGGUGUAGCAAGUGUUUCACGUGCAGAGUCAGUCGGACGACUGGCACAAUGUGGGCAUCUGUAUCACCUGCAGUGCCUAGUGGCCAUGUACAACAAUGGCAACAAAGAUGGCAGCCUGCAGUGUCCCACAUGCAAAACUAUAUAUGGAGUAAAGACAGGCAACCAGCCGGCCGGUAAAAUGGAGUACCAUGUCAUCCCGCACUCACUUCCGGGACACCCAGACUGCAAAACCAUUCGCAUCAUCUACAACAUACCGCCCGGGAUACAGGGUCCUGAGCAUCCAAACCAAGCAAAACCUUUCACUGCAAGAGGAUUUCCCAGACAUUGUUAUCUUCCAGAUAAUGAAAAAGGACGCAAGGUGUUACGGCUGUUGUUAGUGGCGUGGGAUCGACGACUGAUCUUCUCCGUGGGAACCUCCAGCACCACUGGAGAAUCAGACACUGUCAUCUGGAACGAGAUCCAUCACAAGACAGAAUUUGGCUCCAAUCUCACUGGACAUGGUUACCCAGAUUCUGGCUAUCUUGACCAUGUGCUGGAGGAGCUUAAAGCCCAGGGGAUCACUGAAGAUGAGGAACAGCUCCUGUGAGGAGGACAGGCUGUGCUUGAUGGUGAAUGACGGUACUAGAACAGAGAUGGCCAAGAUCGUUCUUGGAGACCCCACAGUCCUGCAGGGUUUUGAUCCAAUCUUAAUUAAAGGCAUAGUUCACCCAAAAAUGACAAUUCUGUCCACGUUUACUCACCCUUCAGUUCCAAAUCUUUUAUGAGUUUCUUUUUUCUGUUGAACACAAAAGCAGAUCAUUUAAAAUAAGCUAAAAACCUGUAACCAUUGACUUUCAAAAUAGGAAAAACAAAUACUAUAGAAGUCGAUGAUUACAGAUUUCGCAUGUGUUAAGUCAUGACAUAUAAAAUACUGUUUCCAGGUUCAAGUCGCUACAUAUUUGAAUUGAGGAAAUAUUCGUUUAUGACCACUUUUUAGUCCUAACACACAUUAAAGUGAAUUUUAUAUAAAAUCCUAGGUUACACAACAGUCUCUAGACUUUCUGCUGCAUCACAGACAUAAACAUUUUAACAAUUUAUGGCCAUCUGAUAUUAGGCAUGGAUGUGUGUGUGUG
Molecule: messenger RNA, 3057 nt
Organism: Danio aesculapii
Lineage: Eukaryota; Metazoa; Chordata; Actinopteri; Cypriniformes; Danionidae
Gene: dtx4b
Product: deltex 4, E3 ubiquitin ligase b
Exons: 9
Coding region: 336-2531 (731 amino acids)
Biological process (GO): protein ubiquitination; Notch signaling pathway
Cellular component (GO): nucleoplasm
Molecular function (GO): ubiquitin protein ligase activity; zinc ion binding
Source: RefSeq, a predicted model, not a curated record